This is a messenger RNA of Cricetulus griseus (Chinese hamster), 1333 nucleotides long. Lineage: Eukaryota; Metazoa; Chordata; Mammalia; Rodentia; Cricetidae. The record is from RefSeq and is a predicted model, not a curated record.
AGUGGUGAUUAUGAACUCAAUCUUGGAACACAUGUGUGCGGACGUGCUUCAGCAGACAGCAACACAGAUCAAGUUUCCAUCCACGGGCGUGGACACAAUGCCCUACUGGAACCUGCUUCCUCCCAAGCGCCCCAUCAAGGAGGUACUGACAGACAUCUUUGCCAAGGUGCUGGAGAGGGGCUGGGUGGACAGCCGCUCCAUCCAUAUCCUAGACACCCUGCUGCGCAUGGGCGGCGUCUACUGGUUCUGCAACAACCUGAUUAAGGAGCUGCUGAAGGAGACUCGCAAGGAACACACACUGAGGGCAGUACAGCUACUCUACUCCAUCUUCUGCCUGGACUUGCCGCAGGUGACCCUGGUCUUGCUGGGCCACAUCCUGCCCGGUCUGCUUACUGACUCCUCCAAGUGGCACAGCCUCAUGGACCCUCCUGGCACUGCACUAGCCAAACUAGCUGUGUGGUGCGCCCUGAGUUCUUAUUCCUCUCAAAAGGGACAGGCAGCUUCCCGCCACAAGAAGAGACACAGGGAAGACAUUGAGGACUAUAUCAGCCUCUUCCCCGUGGAAGACAUGCAGCCUUCGAAGCUGAUGCGACUCCUGAGCACCAAUGAGGAUGAUGCCAACAUUCUGUCGAGUCCCACUGACCGUUCCAUGAACAGCUCCCUCUCGGCUUCCCAACUCCACACAGUCAACAUGAGGGACCCUCUGAACAGAGUCCUGGCCAACCUGUUCCUGCUCAUUUCCUCCAUCCUGGGCUCCCGCACCGCCGGCCCCCACACCCAGUUUGUGCAGUGGUUCAUGGAGGAGUGUGUCGACUGCCUGGAGCAGGACAGCAGGGGCAGCAUUCUGCAGUUCAUGCCCUUUGCCACUGUGUCGGAACUAGUAAAGGUGUCUGCUAUGUCCAGCCCCAAGGUAGUGCUGGCCAUCACAGACCUCACCCUGCCCCUCGGUCGGCAAGUGGCUGCCAAAGCCAUCGCUGCACUCUGAGGAGCUUGGAGUAGCCUGGACGGGGUCCCAGCCCCAGCAUCCCAGCAGGGGGAGUGAGGAUGAGCCCAGGCUGCCCCAUCCAGUGGUGCAAGGAUGCUUCUCCAGUCUGAGGCCCUCACCCACUCCUGCCCUCUACUUACUAUGCCCGUUCCUUCUGUGGUUUUCUGUCCUUUCCACCAGUACCCAAAGACUGCGAGUGGUCCCGAUGGUUGCCCCAAUUCUUGCAGUAGCUGAACUCCAAGGAGGGACUUUAUAGGGCCACAGUGUAUAUAUAAGUUUAUUUUUAUAACUCAGGAGGGGGAGUCCCUCUUGCUUUGUUUGUAAAUAAAGAUCCUUGUAGCUAUUGAA